This is a messenger RNA of Stylonychia lemnae, 1989 nucleotides long. The record is from the annotation of a GenBank genome assembly. Lineage: Eukaryota; Ciliophora; Spirotrichea; Sporadotrichida; Oxytrichidae.
AUGGACUAUUCAGGCAGAAUCCAGCUGAUCUUCCUAGGAAUACAUCUUACUUAGAUCUCACCCAAAUCUUUGAAAAAAUUGGCCCUUGUGAGAUUAUCAUCAAAAGUUACCAAAGCCUUUGAAACUUACAGGUAUCCCAUCAUCAGAGGGAAAUGCUCUAGAAUUCUCGAGUACUCCCUCAAAUUGACCAAGGCUCCCUGCAAAGAUAUGCCAUACGAUCUUUAAGAUUCCUAUCUUUUCGUCAAGGGAUUUCAGUCAUUGAAUUGGACUCACUAAAAUCUUUAUGACAACUUCAAGGUGUUUGGAGACAUAGUAAGUUGCAAGGUGUCCAUUGACAAGGACCACAACUGCAAAGGAUACGGCUACAUCUAAAUGAAAGACUAGAAUGCAGCCAAGCAAGCCAUUGUGCAGGUAACAUUUCAGCAGAAAUUAAAGACUAUGUAGAUGAAUGGUAAAGAAAUUGAAGAAUCUGCUUUGCAUGUUUCAAAGUAUGAUAUCACUAAGAAGAGCUAAUUGAAAUCAUAAGGAUUCAAUAAUUUGUAUAUUAAGAACUUCCCUACACCAGAUUUCGAUGAUCAAGAUCUAAUCGUAAGACACGUCUCUUAAACUUCAAUAUAGACACUCUUUUCAAAGUAUGGAAAGAUAGCAAAUGCGUAGGUAAUGAAGGAUCAAUUUAACAAGUCAAAAGGAUUUGGCUUUGUGUCUUUCCAGAACUCUACCGAUGCAGUGAAAGCUCUCCAGGAGAACAGUAUCAAUGGCUUGUAUGUAUGUGAAGCUAAGACUAAGGAGUAAAGAUAAUAAGAGCUGCAAAGAUAAACUCUUGGCUUUAAGAAGUCAAUGAUGUACUUGAAUCUCUACGUCAAAGGCUUUAACAAUCUGGAAACCACUGAGGACGACCUAAGACAAUACUUUUCAGCCUUUGGUGAAUUGAGAAAUCUGAAGAUUAACCCAAAUGGCUAUGCUUACGUCUGCUAUAAAGAUAGAGAGCAUGCUAGGAGAGCAAAAGAAUAGGCCCCAUAGAUUCCAUUGAAUGGCUAAAGACUGACAGUACUGUUCUUCGAGCCGAAGGAGUUGAGAUCACUUCAGAUAGAGGAGCAAAUGGACAUGAAACAGUAUAACUAGAAAAAAUACCUAGACAAGCUCAAUACCCCUAUCUCUGAACUGCAAAGAACUAACGAGGUGACUGGAGUCUUUGAUCUUAUUUCUAACCUAGGCAGAAUCCUUGAUUUCAGCCAGAAGCAUCCUGUUCAGAACUAGAACUUUUACAAUCAAGGCCAGAGAAUGGUGAAACCUUGGAGCAGAUAAAAUGGAAACUAGCAGCAAUAGAAUCCUCAGCAGAGAGUUGUCAAUGCUCCAUAGAUGUAGAACUUUCAUAGAAAGCCAUUGGGACAACUCAAUAACAGCUAGGCAAAUGAAAGAGUUGCUACUAAUCCAGAUAAAAUAAAGCCAGCUAUGAAUUACUAUCCUCAGCAAUUACCCAUGCACAUCCCUAUGCCUCUUCCAAUGCCAAUACCUCUCCCACCAUCACAACUAAUGAUGAACAUGAAUCCUGUCACAUCUUAUCCUCUCCAAGGUCUUUCCUUUCCAAUGAGUUCAAGCAAUUAGACACAGCCUCAACUCCAGAUGCCUGAAUAAUCUCAGAAUGAUGUUCUUGAAAGCUACAAUAACAUGAUGUUUGAAAUGUUCAAGAGUGAAGAGUUCAAGUCAGCCGAUACUAAGAAGAGAAAAGAAUUGAUUGGCAAUAACAUCUAUGAGACUGUGGAGAGACUUGCAGGUAUUGAUAAAGCACCAAAGAUCACAGGCAUGCUAAUUGACUUGCAGGAGUUUGAACUUAACAAGGCUGUUGCUACUCUUCAGAAUUUAGAGUAGAAGGUAACUAUGGCUUCACAGAUGCUCAAGAAAAAUGAAGAACAGCUUAAGGGCUCUCCAUCAAUAACCACUCCUGAAAAGAUCACUCAAUUUAAAUUCAGCUCCCCAACCUUGAAAUGA